Molecule: messenger RNA, 2480 nt
Organism: Panicum hallii
Lineage: Eukaryota; Viridiplantae; Streptophyta; Magnoliopsida; Poales; Poaceae
Product: trifunctional UDP-glucose 4,6-dehydratase/UDP-4-keto-6-deoxy-D-glucose 3,5-epimerase/UDP-4-keto-L-rhamnose-reductase RHM1-like
Exons: 3
Coding region: 194-2200 (668 amino acids)
Biological process (GO): nucleotide-sugar metabolic process
Molecular function (GO): dTDP-glucose 4,6-dehydratase activity
Source: RefSeq, a predicted model, not a curated record
CCACCGCGGCGGGCCGGCUUCUCCGACCCGCCGGGCCCGCCGCCCUCCUCCCGGGGGCACCGCCGCCCCCGCCGAGUCCGAUCCAUUUAAUAGCAGCCCCUCCGCCCUCGCUAGCUCUCAUCGACCGCGGCGGCCUGCUUCCUCUCCUCCUCCGCCCCCGUCAGCAGCAUCCAGGAGUACCAUUACUAAGGCUAUGGCAACACCAUACAAACCAAAGAACAUCCUCAUUACGGGAGCUGCUGGGUUUAUUGCCUCCCAUGUUGCAACCCGUAUUGUCAAGAAGUACCCUGAUUACAACAUUGUCAUCCUUGACAAGCUUGACUACUGUUCUAAUCUGAAGAACCUGCUCCCUAUAAGCUCGUCUCCCAACUUCAAGUUUGUCAAGGGAGAUAUUGCGAGUGCCGAUCUUGUCAACUUCAUCCUUGUCACAGAGAACAUUGACACUGUGAUGCACUUUGCUGCCCAGACACAUGUCGACAAUUCAUUUGGAAACUCUUUUGAGUUCACCAAGAACAACAUUUAUGGUACGCAUGUCCUUCUUGAGGCCUGCCGGCAGAUCACUGGCCAGAUCAAGAGGUUCAUCCAUGUCAGCACUGAUGAGGUCUACGGAGAGACAGAUGAGGAUGCAGUGGUUGGCAACCAUGAGGCGUCACAGCUGCUCCCGACAAACCCCUAUGCAGCCACCAAAGCUGGAGCAGAAAUGCUUGUUAUGGCCUAUGGGAGAUCCUAUGGUCUUCCGGUCAUCACUACUCGGGGAAACAAUGUCUACGGUCCUAAUCAGUUCCCUGAGAAACUCAUCCCAAAGUUCAUUCUCUUGGCCAUGAGAGGGGAACCCCUUCCAAUCCAUGGUGAUGGAUCCAAUGUCCGGAGCUACCUCUAUUGUGAGGAUGUUGCCGAGGCAUUUGAGGUCAUUCUUCAUCGUGGAGAAGUCGGGCACGUAUACAACAUUGGGACAAAGAAAGAGAGGACGGUCAUGAAUGUGGCAAAAGAUAUAUGCAAGCUUUUCAAUCUGGAAGCCAACAAAGCUAUCAAGUUUGUUGACAACAGGCCUUUCAAUGAUCAGAGGUACUUCCUCGACGAUGAGAAGCUCAAGAGCCUUGGAUGGUCUGAGCGCACUCACUGGGAGGACGGCCUGAGGAAGACGAUGGAAUGGUAUGUGGCUAAUUCCAACUACUGGGGUGAUGUUUCUGGGGCAUUGUUGCCUCAUCCAAAGGCGAUGGUGAUGCCUGGAGGGUGUGAGGGCUCUAAGGAGAUUAAAGGAAUGCUUGCUCAGUUUAAUAACAUUCAGACAGAGGUAGCUCCAACAUCAGAUAGUGUUCUAGAAACGCAUCCCUUCAAGUUCUUGAUAUAUGGUAGGACUGGAUGGAUUGGUGGACUUCUUGGAAAAAUAUGUGAGAAGCAAGGAAUCCCAUAUGAAUAUGGAAAAGGUCGCUUGCAAGAGCGUUCUUCACUCAUCCUGGACAUCCAAACUAUUAAGCCAACACAUGUCUUUAAUGCUGCUGGUGUUACGGGCAGACCCAAUGUUGACUGGUGUGAAUCACACAAGCCAGACACCAUCCGUACCAAUGUUGUGGGUACCUUGACUCUAGCUGAUGUGUGUAGGGAGCAUGGCUUAUUGAUGAUAAACUAUGCCACAGGGUGCAUAUUCGAAUAUGAUGCACAUCAUCCUGAAGGGUCAGGUGUCGGCUUCAAGGAGGAGGACACACCAAAUUUUACUGGUUCAUUCUACUCGAAGACCAAGGCAAUGGUCGAGGAGCUACUGAAGGAGUAUGAGAAUGUCUGCACCCUGCGUGUCCGGAUGCCAAUAUCUUCUGACCUUAGCAACCCCCGGAAUUUCGUGACAAAGAUUAGCCGUUACGACAAGGUGGUGAACAUCCCAAACAGCAUGACAAUAUUGGACGAGCUCCUGCCUAUCUCAAUCGAGAUGGCGAAGAGGAACCUGCGGGGCAUCUAUAACUUCACCAACCCUGGCGUCGUCAGCCACAACGAGAUCCUGGAGAUGUACAAGCAGUACAUUGACCCUAGCUUCAAGUGGACAAACUUCACCCUCGAGGAGCAGGCCAAGGUCAUCGUCGCGCCCCGGAGCAACAACGAGAUGGACACCACCAAGCUGAAGGAGGAGUUCCCCGAGUUGCUGCCGAUCAAAGCCUCGUUGAUCAAGUACGUCUUUGAGCCAAACAGGAAGGUGGCAGCAAACUGAAGGCCAGCAGAGCCGAUACAACAGAAAAAUGCAGCAACCAUUCUUAGCUUGUAGCGCAACCAUUCGUCGCGAACGGUUCGUUAGAAUGUUUACUUGUUAUACUUAGCAGCAUAUCUCCUCUAUAGGUUGAUUCACAGCUGCUUUAUAGUAUUUGGCAACAUGGUGAUUCCCCAAUUUGUUGUAGAGACCAUAUGUGCUACUUGCUGAGGAGUUGAAAUGUUCAGUAUGUGUGUACAACUUUUGUUGUGCCAGCAAUGAUUCUCCACCCUUAUGUCUUUAA